Molecule: messenger RNA, 876 nt
Organism: Pochonia chlamydosporia 170
Lineage: Eukaryota; Fungi; Ascomycota; Sordariomycetes; Hypocreales; Clavicipitaceae
Product: RTA1 like protein
Exons: 2
Coding region: 1-876 (291 amino acids)
Cellular component (GO): membrane
Source: RefSeq, a predicted model, not a curated record
AUGUCACAGACAUCGAACGAUCAACCUGAAGUUCAGGGCUAUCGAGAUCCCAAUUUUCCCAAUCCCGAUGGAGACAUGGACACACCCAUCAUCAUCUAUGGGUACACCCCAUCAUUCGCCCUAGCCAUGGUCGCAGUAGUUUGGUUCUUCCUUUCGUUCAUCUUUCACCUCGGCCAAACUAUCCGUUACCGUAGCUGGUGGUUUAUCCCCUUCUCUGUCGGUCUCGGGUUCGAAGUAGUCGGCUACAUCGCCAGAAGUCUAUCCGCCAAGAAGGACCCAUACCACCUCAUAUACUAUAUCAUCAACUACUUCUUUAUUGUUACAGCUCCCGUGCUCAUGGCAGCAGGGAUAUACACCAUCUUGUCAAUCAUGAUCAAAAAACUUGGGGAAAAGCACUCACCUUUCGCACCGAAAGCAAUUCUCUGGUUCUUUAUUACAUCCGAUGCCAUUGCUACUGUUGUCCAAGUGACUGGUGCGGCAUUAGUGGGCAGAAAAUCAGCUGCGAGACAGGAUCCAACAGCCGCAGGCAACGUGCUGCUUGCAGGACUUGCAUAUCAAGUCUUUGCAAUGACCGCAUUUGUUGCCAUAUGUGGCUUGUUUAUCUUUCGAGCCUGGAGAGUCAUUUCUGAUACUGGAUUACGUCUCUUCAUUGGUAUCUUUGCCGUCUCAACAGCGCUGAUCUACCUUCGUACUGUGUUUCGAUUGGCGGAGGCAGCGCAGGGUCUUUGGGGUUCACUACAAGUUCAUGAGGUUUAUUUUGCUUGUCUUGAGUUUGCACCAGUUGCCCUUGCUGUCCUGCUUUUCGGGGCGUGGCACCCUGCGAGGUGUAUUCGUGGUGAGGCAGAACCGCGAGAGAAGAAGGCUGGUGUUGUUUGA